AGAUAGUCAAAAAUUCAAAAAACAACAAACACACGUGUUCACAGUUUCUUUCGUGGUUUUGACUUUAAUUUUGAUCGAAUUUAUGUUUUUGCUCGACAGCCUCAUUUCAUCAGUUUCCUAUCAGUAAAGAUGGGAACACUCAUCAAUGUGAAAGAAGUAUUCAAACCUGACAAGGUCCAUGAAGCCUUCUUUACUGGAGGAAAUGUUGCAUGGACUAAAGAUGGUCAGGAGCUUCUAUGUCAGUGUACUGCGGUUGUUAAAGUUCUCAAUGUAGAGACCGGCAAAGUUACAACAACUGUUCCAAAAUUGUCUGAAGAAGAGGCUGCAAACGAGGAAGAUGCAGACACAAUUUUAACAUUUACGCUUAGUGAGGAUGACAAAUUCAUUGUUACCGCCCAUAAAAGUAGUCUUCUAAAAUUGUGGAAUUGGAAAGAGGAGAAGUUAGAAAAAGUUUGGAAAAGUAUCCAUAAAGGUCCUGUCAUCAAACUAGCUUUCAAUUCCGAUGGGAGCGUUCUGGCAAGUGGAGGAAGUGAUACAAGCAUCAAGAUAUGGAACAUGAAGUUUCAAUCCUGCACCAACAGUCUGAAAGGCUUGCAAGGCGUAACAAGUGUUCUAUGUUUCUACGAUUCACCGAGCGGUGCCAAGAAAGUCAUCGGUGCUGCUGAUGACCCAGAAAUUCAUAUUUGGGACCUAGGAUUUGACGAUUCAGUUGUCAAUUUAAAGGGUCAUUUCAGUAAAGUGACAGGCGUUGUUGUCUGUAAGGAGACCAAUCAGUUAAUAAGUUGUAGUCGUGAUAAAGUUAUGAUUGUUUGGGACUUGAAAUCAUAUACUCAAAUUCUAACAAUACCAGUUUACGAAAGCUUAGAGGCACUCCUUCUUUUACCGAAGAAAUUAAUGUUACAAGAUUCAAAAAAGUCCUCGGGUGUUCACAUUGGAUAUGGUGGAGAAAAAGGGCUUUUCAAGGUCAGAAAUGUGAGUAAAAAUACAGAGGUGUUCUCUGACUCCAAGGAGACUGCCACUCCUAUUAGUCAAUUACUGUUCAAUCAGGCAACGGACAUGGUUGCUGUAGUCUCUGCAGACCAAAAUAUAACGUUGCGUAAAAUCGGAGAGUCCUUUGAAACAUACAAACAGUAUGUUGGAUUUUGCGAUGAAAUUUUAGAUGUAGCUUUUAUCGGUAACGAUUCUCACAUAGUGGUGGCAACCAAUAGUCCGGACGUGAAAGUGUACAAUGUUGAAACUUUUCAUUGCCAGCUUAUGCAUGGUCACACAGAUACUGUGUUAACGGUGUGCGCUACUACUGCCAACCGAAAUUUAUUCGCAUCCAGCAGUAAGGACAAGAGCGUACGAGUGUGGUACAUGUUUAGCAGCGAGAACAUUCAGUGCGUUUGCGUCGGUUCACGUCACACGGACUCUGUGAGCACUAUCGCUCUUAGUCGUCUGCCGAAGUCCAAGGAUGUGUUUUUAGUUUCUGCCGGUGUAGAUAUGUGUAUCAAAGUUUGGUCUCUGCCAAGGAAAUUCAAACCAGAGGAUGAUCAGCAAAUUCUCAAUGUGAAACUAACAGAAUUAGCUCAUCAGAAGGAAAUCAACUCCGUCUCCAUAUCUCCAAACGAUAAAAUUAUUGCUUCUGCCUCUCAAGAUAAAACUGCAAAGCUCUGGUCUGCAGAUAAACUGAGUCUUAUUGGCGUUCUGAAAGGUCACCGUCGAGGAAUAUGGCACGUUUGCUUCUCUACAGAUGAUCAGGUUGUUGCAACCUCAUCUGCCGACGCUACAAUUAAACUCUGGGCCAUUUCUGAUCUCAGUUGCGUUAAGACUCUAGAAAGUCAUGACUCAUCAGUUAUGAAGUGUAUUUUCAUCAAUCGAGGAACUCAGAUAGCCAGUAUAGGAGGAGACGGUCUUUUAAAAUUGUGGCUUGUCAAGUCAGGAGAGUGCAUCGGCACAUUUGACAAACAUUCGUCCAAAAUUUGGGCUUUAGCUGCCAAAGAAGAUGGGGAGCAACUACUAACUGGAGGUUCUGACUCAAGACUUGUGGAAUGGAAUGACCAUACAGAAGAGGCCAAACGUGAAGCUGCCGAACGGUUGCAUGAAAAAAUUGCUCAAGAGCAGCAGCUGGCCAACUUGAUUCAGUCAAAUCAUUUACUUCCUGCCUUACAAUUGGCUUUAUCUUUAGAACGGCCUCUCCAAGUUUUAAAAAUUAUUGAAAAGGUGUUCCCCAAAGGAAAGGAUCAUCUUCAAUCUACAGUCGAGAUGCUAACUGACGAUGAGAAGCUUUCGUUACUUAAAUGUGCCGUAGCUUGGAAUACAAACAGUAAAAAUGCUUAUGCUGCUCAGCUAAUAAUUUCAAUUCUUCUGGACGAAGUUGGGAAAGAGAAGUUAGCACUGCCGCAAUCCACUUUAGAAGGUCUUCUUCCCUACACGGAGAGGCAUUUCAAGAGGAUAGACCAACUGACCAUGCAACUUAACCUUCUUCAAUAUACAAUCAACCUAAUGCAACCUCAUGCAAAAGAAGAACCUUGAGUAGACUGUAAGGAAGAUAAGAGGAAAUUUUAUUAUGUCUUGUUGGAAGCUUAAAAGAAAUUGAUACGGCAGUGUCAUCGUUUAAUUUUUGAUACAAACAAUCUGUUUUUAGAAUGAUGAUUUUGAAUAAAUGUUAUCAUUAUUUAUUCAA
Bemisia tabaci is the source of this 2665-nucleotide messenger RNA. Its product is annotated as transducin beta-like protein 3. Lineage: Eukaryota; Metazoa; Arthropoda; Insecta; Hemiptera; Aleyrodidae. Gene Ontology annotation, molecular function: U3 snoRNA binding; protein binding. Gene Ontology annotation, cellular component: small-subunit processome; nucleolus; 90S preribosome. Gene Ontology annotation, biological process: endonucleolytic cleavage to generate mature 5'-end of SSU-rRNA from (SSU-rRNA, 5.8S rRNA, LSU-rRNA); endonucleolytic cleavage in 5'-ETS of tricistronic rRNA transcript (SSU-rRNA, 5.8S rRNA, LSU-rRNA). The record is from RefSeq and is a predicted model, not a curated record.